AAAGAAUAUCAAAUUGCAAUGGCAUACAUCUUCUUCCUAUAAAUGAUUGUCUGCCUGCAUCAAAUCAAAUGAAGAAAACUCAUCUAUAGAGAUGGAAGGGAAAGCACAUGGAGCUCAUGUCUUGGCGCUACCUUAUCCAACACAAGGCCACAUAAACCCGAUGCUUCAAUUCUCUAAACGCUUGGCCUCCAAAGGGGUUAAAGUUACGCUCGCCACUACAGUUUUCAUCUUCAACUCUAUGCAACCACGAUCAUCGCCCUCGGAAUCCGUCCAGUUUGACGCAAUCUCCGACGGCCACGAUGAGGGCGGCUUUGCGCAAGCCGAGAGCAUCCACUCCUAUCUUGCUCGAUUGGAAGCCAUCGGCUCUAAAACGCUAGGUGACAUCGUUAUAAAGCACAAAGACACUGCUCACCCUAUUGAUUGCAUAGUCUACGACCACUGCUUGCCUUGGGCUUUGGAUGUAGCCAAAAAGUUUGGUUUACUUGGAGCCGCUUUUUUUACUCAACCGUGUGCUGUAAAUUUCAUAUACUAUCAUGUGCAUCAUGGAUUAUUGAAGCUCCCAAUUUCUUCCACACCGAUCUCAAUUCCUGGUCUGCCGUUGCUUGAGCUCCAAGACAUGCCAUCUUUCAUUUACGUAGCUGGGUCGUAUCCGGCUUACUUUGAGAUGGUGCUGAGUCAAUUUUCUAACUCGGAUAAAGCUGAUUGGGCUCUUGUCAACACCUUCUAUGAGCUGGAGGUUGAGGCGGUGGAUUCAAUGUCAAAAAUAUCUCCAUUACUGACAAUUGGGCCAACAGUUCCAUCGAUUUACUUGGACAACCGUGUGGAAAAUGACAAUGAUUAUGGGCUUAACCUUUUCACAAUAGACGACUCGUCGGUUUGCACUGAUUGGCUCAGCACUAAGCCAGCAGGAUCUGUUGUUUAUGUGUCGUUUGGCAGCCUCGCCCAUUUAAGCAACAAGCAAAUGGAGGAGUUGGCGUUUGGUUUAAAGGGAAGCAAUUUCUAUUUCUUGUGGGUGGUUAAGGCUUCAGAGGAGGAAAACCUCCCUGAAAAGUUUGUGGAAGAGAUAGGGGAUAAGGGGUUGGUGGUGAAAUGGAGCACCCAAUCGGAAGUGCUAUCGAAUAAGGCCAUUGGGUGCUUUUUUAGUCACUGUGGGUGGAAUUCAACCCUUGAGGCAUUGAGCUUGGAAGUGCCAAUGGUGGUGAUGCCACAAUGGACUGAUCAACCCACAAAUGCCAAGUUUGUUGAGGAUGUGUGGAAGGUGGGAGUUAGGGUUAAGGUGGAUGAGAAUGGCAUUGUGGGAAGAGAAGAGAUUGAGUCGUGCAUUAGGGAAGUAAUGGAGGGAGAGAGGGGAAAAGAAAUGAAAGAGAAUGCUAAGAAAUGGAGACAUUUGGCUACUGAGGCAGUGAGUGAGGGUGGCACUUCCGACAAGAACAUUGAUGAAUUUGUAUCCAAAUUGAUCAAAGCAAGCCCAAUGGUGUGAUCCAUUUUUAGAAUAAAACCAUUUGUAAUGAUGAACAAAAUUUUGUUUGCAAAUCACACCAUGUACUCUAUUUGUAAUGAUAUGCAAUUUCUUUUUUUUAAAAAAAAAAUAAAAAAAAUUGGAUGAUGUAUAUUUGGCAUUUUACAUAGCAUUUUUCAAGAUAAGUCAAGCAAUUUUAUAAUUAUUGUAAGUUUCUAGGAGCUAUAUUAAUUUAGUGAAGUUAGCGUGAUGUUUUGAGUUAGAACUUUCAUCGUGGCCUAUAAAGGUAUAUGCUUGGAAUGCUAGCAAUU
This is a messenger RNA of Corylus avellana, 1770 nucleotides long. RefSeq names its product UDP-glycosyltransferase 74F2-like. Gene Ontology annotation, molecular function: quercetin 7-O-glucosyltransferase activity; quercetin 3-O-glucosyltransferase activity. The record is from RefSeq and is a predicted model, not a curated record. Lineage: Eukaryota; Viridiplantae; Streptophyta; Magnoliopsida; Fagales; Betulaceae.